Molecule: messenger RNA, 2903 nt
Organism: Solea solea (common sole)
Lineage: Eukaryota; Metazoa; Chordata; Actinopteri; Pleuronectiformes; Soleidae
Product: ras-related protein Rab-39B
Exons: 4
Coding region: 568-1209 (213 amino acids)
Biological process (GO): Rab protein signal transduction
Cellular component (GO): Golgi membrane
Molecular function (GO): GTPase activity; GTP binding
Source: RefSeq, a predicted model, not a curated record
GGCAGUGGUGCUGAUGCGGGAUGAGUCAGGCUGCGUGCGUGAUGCUGCUGCUGCCGCUCGCUGCUGCUGCCAUUUCAUCAGCGGCGAUGACACCGCGGGAUUCCCCUCCCACUGCGAGCAUCCGCUCCUCAUAGACGGAGAAAGUCCCGCAAAACACGCGACAGAUCCGCGCGCGGGUGUCUGAGUGAGUGAGUGAAUGUGUGAGUGAGUGUUUGACUGCACCUGCCGUGUGUGUGUGUGUGUGUGUGACAUCAGCACGGCCUGCUCUCCGCUCCAGCCUCCGCCAUCAGGAGGAUAUUUUCUCUGUCGCCCUUGUUUUUUGCUGCGGGAUUCAUCCAUUCAUCUAUUCACACACUCACACACAUAGCGAGGAGGAGAGCCAUCGGUGCCAUGGAGUCCACAUCAGUCUGGUCCUGAAGGUUCCUGAGAGGAGGAGCAGCAGCGUUUCUGGCCUAAAGUCCAGUCCACUCUUCAUCCAACGCUCUCCCACACACAUACAGAGCGAAAGAACAGACAGACAGACGGAACAGACGGACACGUCGGUUCUUCAUCGCCCCCUUCAUCAUCAUGGAGGCCAUCUGGCUCUAUCAGUUCCGGCUGAUCGUCAUCGGAGACUCCACGGUGGGGAAGUCGUGUCUGAUCCGCCGCUUCACGGAGGGACGCUUCGCGCAGGUGUCCGACCCCACGGUCGGCGUGGAUUUCUUCUCCCGCCUCGUGGAGAUCGAGCCCGGGAAGAGGAUCAAGCUGCAGAUCUGGGACACGGCGGGACAGGAGCGCUUCAGGUCCAUCACCAGGGCUUACUACCGUAACUCUGUGGGCGGACUCCUCCUGUUUGACAUCACCAACCGCCGCUCCUUCCAGAAUGUUCACGAAUGGCUGGAGGAAGCUCGUAGCCAUGUCCAACCACACAGCAUCGUCUUCCUACUGGUCGGCCACAAGUGUGACCUGGAAGCAAAGCGCCAGGUGACCCGUCAGGAGGCAGAGAAGCUAGCAGGAGCAUACGGGAUGCGCUACAUCGAGACUUCGGCCCGUGACGCCAUCAAUGUUGAGCACGCCUUCACUGAGCUGACCAGAGAUAUCUUCGCCCUGGUGCGGUCUGGUGACAUCACAAUCCAGGAGGGUUGGGAGGGUGUGAAGAGUGGAUUUGUCCCCAACGUGGUUCACUCCUCAGAGGAAGUGACCAAGAGUGACCGCCGCUGUCUCUGCUGAUCUGGAAAGAGUUUGACAUUGGGACUGAAGGAGAGGGAAGGACUCAGAGGGAAAAAUGGCUGACGGACUGCGUUGUUGGCCCUUUGACAGAAACUGUUGCUAUCCCUCUGUUCUUUCUCCAAAAAAGGGAUUGCUUGUAGAAUUUCAACAAAAAUGAUGGUAGAAGGCGGCAAAGAACACACAAAGGGAUGGGCCUAUUUCUAAAUAUGUUUUAGUCAUUGGAGAGGAAGGAUGGCAGAUGCUUGGUUUGGUCUCUCCGCAAAAUUAGAUGACACUCUCGACUUGUGUCAUCACUCUGUCUGCCAUCAGGCCUCCCUUUACCUCUCCUCCCACCACUCCUUAACCUUCUUCUCUUCUCCAAUAUGCAAUUACAUGAACACAUAUAGAACAACCUCCACCCAACGUCUUUCAAAACUUUUUAGGCAGCACCCGUAGAUAAUUUCUCCCUUGAUAAUAAGAACUGUGUUUUUUCUGUGCUGACAAUUUGCACCACAUUCCAUGAUCGUACCUUGAUGGAUGAAUCUUGGAGGUCCAGAAUUGAACGAGGGAUGACAGAUUUCUCUCCACUAAGCCUUUAUUCUGUUGACUGGGAUCACAUUAUUUCUGUGUAAACAUCCACUAUCAUUCCGCUAAUAAUCACUCAGUUCCUAAAUGGACUCCUCGAAUCGGAAGAGAUGUGUACAGCUUAACUGACCGAGGCAGACUUUUUAACUCCUAACUCUUUGCCUUCAUAUGGUAACUCUUUAAAAUUAACUAUUAGGAAUGUUGGAGCCAGAAAGCACCUUCAGCGCCAAGUCCAUCUUAACUGAAGAUUAUUUAUUUCUCAAAGGGAGAGCAAGCAAACAAAGCCCAGACCUUGCAAAUGGAAACUUGAAGAACGGACUAUCAUGAUACCGUCCUUGCACCAACAUGGACAGGACUGUGAAGCCAAGUGAAAAGGGUCCAUUGAGCAGGAAUUAAGUCAACCCUACACAGAUACAGGCGCAGGGACACUACAAGCUUAAAUUGUGCUGUGAGCAAAUGGGUGACACAUUUUUUCUGUUGUGUAUUUGCAGGUUAUUUUCAGUUUCAUGUAUCAGUGUGACUGGAGUUUCUGUUGAUAAAGUCAUACCAAAAUGGCACUAGGUCCAACAUCACUGGUUAUGUCAAGAAGAAGAAGACGCCAAUUUUCUAAACCGUUUAAAUAUUUGUUUCACCUUUUAGCACAAAUAAUGUCGUUAUCUGCUGGCCAUAAAAAGGGUAAUUAACUUCUAAUGAGCUGAAGCUGACAUGGUGAUAAGAGAACUACUUAGCCCAAAUGUUUCGAGCCAUUUGCACAUGCCACACCUCAAGACUUGUUACACAUUGUUCUUUACUUUGCCUUUGUACAUACAGACACACCGUUAAGAGGAAAAAAACCCGCAGUAAUUCUGAAAUCAGCCACAAGUCCUGCAUUCAAAGCAUGUAUCUGUUGGGUGACUACAGUUAUUUCCCGCCCUCAGUGUAACCCUUCUCACCACGGGAGCAGUGCUAGUACACUUCUUCUUUUCAAUCCUCUGAGCUGUACAGACAAUACUGUAUUACACAGUCCUUAAACCUGCCGGGUUAAAGCCAAGAGUUUCUCUUCCUCUGCUCUAGUUAUAUAUCUACAAACUGAAAUGUACUAAAAAAAAAAUAAAAUGUGACUGGAAAAAUAAACACAAACUCACUCGUUU